This is a messenger RNA of Folsomia candida, 1344 nucleotides long. RefSeq lists its product as uncharacterized. Lineage: Eukaryota; Metazoa; Arthropoda; Collembola; Entomobryomorpha; Isotomidae. The transcript has 3 exons. The record is from RefSeq and is a predicted model, not a curated record. The coding region runs from base 273 to 1268 and encodes 331 amino acids.
CCAACCAAAAAAGUUACAUAGAUUCAAAUCCACCUGAUUAAACUGUAACAUAAAGUCCGUUGACGCAUGAAAAAAUAUUUUAUAAACUUUGCUCCUUUAAACUUUUACAUAUUUACUACUAAUAUGCAGUUCAAAAUUUUACUUGGAUUGCACGGUUAAAUUUAUAACAAAAUAAAUUAAAAGUCCUGCAUACAAAAAUAAAAUUGUGAUAUACGUUUUCGGAGGGAGAUAAACCAAAUAGUUUUUUCCUUCUUCAUUUAAUCAUUGUAAUAAUGGGGACACAGUACGAGUCCGUAUUUGGCAAUACACUGCUUCUUCGCCACAUUUUUUCUCGCAUGGGUGUCGCUCAGCUUAAAACUUGUCGCCAAAUAAACCAGCUCUUCCACUCCUUGGCAACCCCUUAUCUCACUGCAAGGGCCAAAGUCACCGUCAGCGUGUGCAGAUUCAACAUGUACAAGAUAUCUUAUCAACCAGUGUCAUGGCAAGAAUAUUUUUCAGAACGAGUCGCAACCAUGCAAUCCGUCCCCGUUGCAAGUCUAUUCGUCCAACUUCGAGCCUUCCAUUCUCCUCCAACAGCGAGGAACGAUGUCCUCAAUUUGAUAACGCAACGCAGUGGACACGACCAUUGCAUAACUUGGCUUCAUCUGGAUAUCGAAUUUCGAGAUGUUUUCGAAUAUCAGAAUUUUUGUGGGUCAAUUUUCCAGGCGGAAGCUUCGCAUAAAAUUUCCAACUUGAAAAUUAAUUUUAAACUCCAUCGUGCUAGAGAAUCCAUUAGAAUUGGGAGAAUGCAGUUGAAUUCUGAAAAUCACUUUGUGAAAGAAUUGGACUUGAUUAAUUUUCCGUGUGAGAAGGAAUGGGAUGAAGAUUGUGAUACUGAAAAUAUUCGUGAUUUUCUGCACGCUUUUACCAAUUUGGGAAAACUUAAGCUAAAUUGCUUCCCCGGUUUGGUUAAGGGUAUUCUUGAUGGAAUAAGGAAGGAGGUUGUGGUCCUGUCUAAAUUGGAAUCGCUGGAAGUUUGGUUGGAUAAGGAAUCAAUUCUACAAAGUCUGGAAAUACUCCGCCUUCUGAGGGAAACAUCUAACAAAUUAAAUUUAACAAACUUAGCAAUCUUUGACAUUCCUGAACUUGAAGACUUUGAGGAAUUAAAUGCAGUUUUGCUCUCUUACUCAAAAACUUUAAGGACUUUAAAGUUGGAAGUACAAAAAUUUAAGACACCACCUGAACUCACUAGAGGGUUAUUUCCAAAGCUUAACAUAAUGAUAAUUUAGUAGAUUAAGGGUAAUACAAAGGAAUAUGAAUUAUUGGAUUAUAUUUUAAUAAAUAUGCAUGAACUGUGGAAUAUGA